Anopheles bellator is the source of this 651-nucleotide messenger RNA. Its product is annotated as general odorant-binding protein 68-like. The record is from RefSeq and is a predicted model, not a curated record. Gene Ontology annotation, molecular function: odorant binding. The transcript has 4 exons. NCBI's taxonomy places the organism in Eukaryota, Metazoa, Arthropoda, Insecta, Diptera, Culicidae. The coding region runs from base 1 to 651 and encodes 216 amino acids.
AUGGCCACUAGCUUCCGCCGAUCGAUCGUGUGCUGCUGGGGUUUGCUUGCCGUCGUCGGAUGGUUCGUUCCGAUCGCCAAUGGUGAGCCGAACCCGAUCUGUAAAACGCUGCCCGCCAUGGACAAGGGUAACCACGAUAAGGGCUGUUGCGACGUACCGCAGGUGUUCAACAACCAGUCGCUGCACGAGUGCUUCGGUAGCAUUCCCGAGGGUCCGCCGAGUCCCCAGAGUGGUUGUGAGCUCGCGCAGUGCAUCAUGAAGAAGCAUGGAUUCGUGAAGUCGGACGGCCGUUUGGAUGCCGAUCAGAUCCGCGCGUACAUUAAGGACACGAUCAAGGCUUCGAGCGAGAUGAAGCGACUGAUGGAGUCGAUCGUGCUGGAGGAGUGUGGUCCGAUGAUAGAGGCAGAGCGUGCCAACAUUGAGAAACUACUGAAGCCGGCCAUCGGCCAGUGCUCCGAUCCGAUUCCGGCCAUGCUGAUUACGUGCGCCGGCGGCAAGUUGCACACGAAAUGUCCGACCGAAAGCUACACUGAUUCCAAGCUGUGCAACGACUUCAAGAGCUACUUCUCCACCUGUACCGGGUCGGUGGAUGAUGUGAGGGAAAUGUUUAUGGCAUUCCAAAUGCACACGCUGCCCGCAGGAAACCCAUAA